AUGUCAAACCAAAAUAACAGCAACGAUGCAAACAAAGCUCAGGGCGAAAAAUAUCCUACCCUUCGUCUCCCAGGUGAAAUGAUGCAACAAUCCUUUGACAGGCUUGCUCGCGAAGCUCGGGAGUUGGGCGUACAUCCUGAUAUACAUGUUGCAAAUGCAGCACGUAACUCAGCAAGACGCUUUGAUGUUCCCAGUGAUCCUCAAGCAGAUGGUAGCACGAGUGGCCAUGCUAUUACCGUCAAUCCACAAGAUGGAAAUGGCACAAGUGGUGGUGGUCAGAACACCUCUUCCGCUCCGCAAGCAUCUAGUGGCUCUGGUGCUGGAACAUCCAGUGGUAAUGCAUCGCGUCAGUCAAACCCAGGAGCUCAACGUGAUUAA
Molecule: messenger RNA, 378 nt
Organism: Botrytis deweyae
Lineage: Eukaryota; Fungi; Ascomycota; Leotiomycetes; Helotiales; Sclerotiniaceae
Exons: 2
Coding region: 1-378 (125 amino acids)
Source: RefSeq, a predicted model, not a curated record